Messenger RNA from Daldinia decipiens, 3373 nucleotides. RefSeq names its product adenine nucleotide alpha hydrolases-like protein. Bases 540 to 3242 code for a protein of 900 amino acids. The record is from RefSeq and is a predicted model, not a curated record. Lineage: Eukaryota; Fungi; Ascomycota; Sordariomycetes; Xylariales; Hypoxylaceae. The transcript has a single exon. Gene Ontology annotation, biological process: protein histidyl modification to diphthamide. Gene Ontology annotation, molecular function: diphthine-ammonia ligase activity.
CCCGAAUAACAUACACGCGUACCUAACGGAGGGACUUUUGUUAACUAACUACAUGUACUAAUUAUUCAAGAUAGCGAGAUAGCCAACUCGUAUCUUCUCUAGGUAGUUUACCAUGGUAGAACGCUUUUAGUCGGUUAAUUAUCUCCAACUAUCUCUCUUACAAUGUCUGCCAAUAAAAAAAAAAUCGGCUCCUAAGAUUAUAGCUUCUAGACUUUCAACAAUCCGAAACCAUCAAAGCUAGCAAUCAAGUCAUAGCUCAAAGUCUAGGACCGCUAUUUUAAAGAUCCUAUGAAGUCAUAACACGCCGAGAUCAGCUGAGAUAUAGCGAAGAAAGGUGAAGCAAUCGUGCCACACUGAUAUCGCGAUAGUCGAGAUUUGGUUCCGUUUCGUCUAGUACAGAGAACCGGGUACAGAAGCUUGGUACGGGGAGAAAUGACUCCCUGCUAGGCCGGUGGACUAUUCGAUUUUUCUUCUAUUGCUCCGAAAUUGAUAGCUGUCAGGCCUUUGCAAUUACCGAAUACCCAUGUCAUGCCAGAGCCAUGGCAGCCGACAGACCCCUACACGUUGUCGCGCUGGUCUCCGGGGGGAAGGAUAGCUUCUACUCCAUUCUCCACUGCCUGGCGAAUGGGCACCGCGUCGUAGCUCUAGCUAACCUCCACCCGCCGCCUAGAGUUACCAAUGCUAGCCGUUGUAGCUAUAGCAGAGAUGCCAACACUUCCGGAAGCAUAGGCAGAACUGAAGCCGAAGAGGUAACUGGGGCCGAUGCCGGUAGCACUGCUACUACUACUGCUACCAUACGGAUCUCCCCCGGCGUGGAUCAACAACACCCCCAGCACCCUUCAUGCCCUACUUCAUGCUCGGCACCGGAAAUAGACCAUGGUGGCGACGAGCAAGAAGACGAGGCCGACCUGAAUAGUUUCAUGUACCAGACCGUGGGUCACCAAGUUAUCCCAUUAUAUGCACAGGCCACGGGACUACCUCUAUUCCGUCGAUCUAUCCUGGGAACAGCAGUGGACCACGGCAUAAGCUACCAGGAACCUGGUGGCCACCGGGAAGACGAGGAUGAGACCGAGUCGCUCGUCCCGCUAUUGCGUGCUGUUCUCGAGGCCCACCCGGACGUCAACGCCCUGUGUACAGGCGCUAUACUAUCGACCUACCAGCGAACCCGCGUCGAAUCCGUUGCUCUGAGGCUCGGCCUAGUGCCGCUGGCCUAUCUGUGGCAGUUCCCCGAGCUUCCGUUGCCCUUUGCCGCCAAAGAUAGUCAAGCUGCAGGUACCGAUCGGAGCGAUGAUGCGCAACUGCUCCGCGAUAUGGCAGCCGCAAGGCUAGAGGCCCGUAUUGUGAAGGUGGCUAGCGCUGGCUUAGGAGAAGAGUUCUUGUGGGAAAAUGUGGCAAGCGAGUCCGCCGUGUUUCGCAUCCGCCGCGCGCUCCGCCGCUUUGGGGGCGACGGGGGACGGGGUGCCGUCUUAGGAGAGGGCGGCGAGUUUGAGACGCUUGUCGUAGACGGCCCGUCGGUGCUGUUUAAGGGUCGAGUAAUGGUUGAUGAAGAUGACAAAAGAAUCGUACGUGAGGGUGGCGGGAGCGCUUGGCUAAGCAUUCGUAAGGCUAAAGUCGAGAUGAAGUCGGAUUUGGAUGCAUCAUCUCAGACAGACGGGUAUGGUGUUCGUAUCCCAGACCUGCUCGAUUUGGAAUUCAAGACUGUUCUCGAGUCGCUGCAUAAUGAGGGCAAACUGGGGUAUGAUCAUAGCGGGUUAUCUCAGACAUUACUGUCACCUGCAUCGAGCUUGUCUCGGUAUAAGCACACCGAGUCUGGUAGCAACGACUGGUACUUUGUUGGAAACCCGGGGGGCAUUGAAGAUCAGACAGCUAGCGUCGUUGACGAGGUUCGUCGACGGCUAGGCGAACAUGCCCUACCGUCGACAGCAAUUGUCAGUUCCGUCAUCGUGUUACGGCGUAUGGCAGACUUUUCGACCGUUAACAAGCUCUACGGUGCCCUGUUCCGUGAACCAAACCCGCCUGCUCGAGUAACUAUCUCAUGUGGGGAUUCGAUGCUACCUCGAAGCGCCGACAUAGUUGUUCUCCUCACCGUUCAGCGUCAUUUGAAGCGAAAUGAAAGGCGUGGUUUGCACGUCCAGUCGCGGUCAUACUGGGCACCAGCCAACAUUGGCCCAUACAGCCAAGCGGUCACGUAUCCCCUGCUCAGGAGCGACGAGGGUCAAAAUAACGAUGCCCAAAACUCAGAAUUGCUUCUUGCGGUGUCCAUCGCGGGCCAGAUACCCUUGGUACCCGCCUCCAUGACCCUGCCUCCGAUACCGAAAGACGGCAGCAGCAGCCUCGCAUUGCAAAUAACCCUAGCGCUGCAACACCUCUGGCGUGUUGGCGGUGAGAUGAAGGUCCAAUGGUGGAGCGGCGCCGUGGCAUACUUCCCGCGCUCGGCCCUCCGUUCGGAAGCGAGACACAGUGCCCUGCUUGCAUCAGCGGCGUGGAACGCAGCGCACGUGGCAUCCUCUAGUCUGUCGACAGACGCGGUAGAGGAGCCGGACCCUUGGGAUCGAAGGUAUAAUCCUGCGUAUAUGAUAUACGGUAAUAGCAGCGACGAUACCGCUUCGAGACCGAGCCUCCCUGAUUGGGAGGUCUUGAGGGAUUUCGAUGCAGGUGCAGAUGCAGAUGCAGAUGCUGACGCUGAAGAUGGGAAUAUUCCCCACAGACCACUACCGUUUGUCUUCUCCGCUGAGGUCGAAGAGUUGCCGCGUUCGGCUGGUGUGGAGUGGCAUGCGCAUCUGGGAUUCGCGAACGUAGACGCCGGAUCUAUCCGGUUAUAUGUCGCUGGCGGUGGAGGGACCCCGGAAGAUCCCCUCUUGCACCACGUCGUUGUCGAGUCCCCCUCAGGUGACGUGUUUGCCCAGACAGCAGCUAUUUGCCAGGCAAUUGAAGGACCUAUCUCGGCAUUACCCCUCACUAAUGCGGUGGAUUUUGAGAACAUAGUGGACCAUUAUGCAGUAGUUGUUAAGAGGUCUCUACUCAAACUACUGGAGGGCUCGGAGCCCGAUGAUUCUGUUGUUGUCGUCGUACCAACCCCGAAAUUCACCUAUGUUGACCCCGAAUCGUUCAAGUUCCCCGAGCAUAUAGGAGCUUGGUUAAGUAAGGGCGCGAUAAUACCGUGUAGGUCGCUAUGGGAUCCACAAGGUCGUCGCUUGAAUAUGGUGUCUAUAUUCGAAACUAGAUGGUGUAAAGUACGUUAGGGACUGGAUAGAAGUGAUAUAGAAUAAUAGAUGAAGAAAAGAAGUUCAGCAACUCAGUCGUAAAGGACAUCUUCAUGUGUCAUAGAUAGCUGACGGGUAUUCUCUUGUAGAAAUCUUAAACGAUGAGCAUA